AUGCUAUUAAAACACUCCAUCCUUUCCCUCCUCUGUGCUCUGGAGGUAGCCUGGGCCUCGGAUCCCUCCGCAUGUUUCUCACCCGACGCCAAAGGAAAAGCCGGCUAUCAAGCAUGCUGUGCCAACCAGAGUAACGGCAAAGGCACUGUAGGCGGGGUUGUGUUCGAGUAUACCUGCCAAACAUUCCUCAAGAAAGGCAGUGAUUAUGGCACAACCCACAGGGGAGUCUCCAGCGCGAGGGAAUGUGCCCAGCUAUGUGCCGGCGACUCAAGCUGCGAAGCCAGCUCGUGGGGCAGCGGCAUAUCGCACUGCUUCCUGCUCUCGAGCAAAGGGUAUACCCGGUUUACCCCCAACCCCGGGUUCCUCAUUCUCGAGAAGACGCCCGAGGAGCCGGAGAAGCCGGAUCGUGCAAAGGACUGCAAGGAUCUGGUUGAUGCAGGGAAGAAAGAGGGCGAGGCGCAGUGUGCCUCGGAGAAGGAUGAGCUCCGAAAGGAGGGAGAAGAGGCUCUGCGUGAGUGCCAGAAGCAGAAGGAAGCCGCCAUUGCAGAAUCCAAGACGCAGUGUGAGAAGGAGAAGGAUGAGCUGCGCAAACAGGCCGAGGGAGCCGCGCAGAAAGAGCGCGAGCAAUGCGAGAAGGACAAAUCUCAACUGCGCCAGGAACGCGACGACGCGUUGCAAAAGUGCAAGUCGGACUGUGAGGCGGAGAAGGAACAGCUCCGCCAGCAAGGCGCCGAUGGAGCAAAGCAAUGCGAGAGCGACAAGGCGGGACUGCAGCAGCAGCUCAAGACCUGCCAGGACAACCAGCAGCCGACGAAGCCUACCGACACGGCCGCAGCCCAGGACCCCAAGUGCCGGGACAACAGCUGGCAGAACAUGUGCGGUGGUGUGUGCCAGGAGGAUACCUUCACCCUCGCUGGAGUCGUGUUCAAAAAGAGAUGCUUCGUGCGCACUGUCAUGGGACAGGAAGUACAGGUCUACCACCGCUCGUCGCUUCUCGAGUGCCUGGAGAAGGACUGUGCUCCCAACCCCAACUGUCUGGGUGUGGGAUGGAGGCCAUGGGAGGUCGGACAUUGCCAUGUUCAUAUGAGCAUCGGCCAUGGUCUUCGCACCGCGUACAAUCCACACGAGCAUUUGAUCUACGCAAAGGAUCGAGUUACGCCGCUGUGA
Aspergillus fischeri NRRL 181 is the source of this 1167-nucleotide messenger RNA. Its product is annotated as ATP synthase F0 subunit B. The coding region runs from base 1 to 1167 and encodes 388 amino acids. NCBI's taxonomy places the organism in Eukaryota, Fungi, Ascomycota, Eurotiomycetes, Eurotiales, Aspergillaceae. The record is from RefSeq and is a predicted model, not a curated record. The transcript is spliced from 2 exons.